Messenger RNA from Sorghum bicolor (sorghum), 1802 nucleotides. RefSeq lists its product as uncharacterized. The record is from RefSeq and is a predicted model, not a curated record. Lineage: Eukaryota; Viridiplantae; Streptophyta; Magnoliopsida; Poales; Poaceae. Gene Ontology annotation, molecular function: ATP hydrolysis activity. Bases 104 to 1276 code for a protein of 390 amino acids. The transcript has 10 exons.
GCAAAGCGUUAUCCAUCCCGUCCGGACGCCGGACACGGCACAACCGCUCGCUCCCUCGUGCGCGACUUCGCCACCGCCGGCGCCGGCAUUAGUUUGCCGCGCGAUGGACACGUGUGGCGCACGCCGCCUGCUCCUCUUCCCCCUCCUCACCCCGAAGCUCCCGCCGGCGCAUCGUGAGCUCAGGCGGUGGCGCAGGGGCCGAGCCUGGCCUGGCAACGCUCUCUGCGCCGCUGAGGCUGGCGGCGGAUGGGGAGGCAUCGUCGAGGACGACCUUUCUGAGCUCCUGCAGAUUCUCCCGAGAGACUUGCGAGAUAAUCUGCAGAAUGAACCUAGAAAGGACCAACUGCUGGAGGUCAUUCUGGAUUUGGGAAGACGGCCAGAGGCACGUUUCCUUGGUGACUCUGGUGGCCAAUAUCUACGGGACAGUGAGAUCUCACAGAAAGAGUUGGAGGAUGCUCAAAAGGCUGUAGGAGAAUUUGGAGGUGACAAUCGUGCAGGAAUUGAAGGUACUUUACAUAGGAUAUCUGCUAUAAGGAGCAGGAAAGGAAUGGUUGUUGGUUUGACCUGUCGAGUUGGCCGAGCUGUUACCGGGCAUGUCGACAUGGUCCAUGAUCUCCUAAAUUACAAAGAAAGUAUUCUAUUUUUGGGAAGGCCUGGUGUAGGCAAGACUACUGUUAUGCGUGAGAUUGCACGUGUUUUAGCAGAUGAAUUUCAGAAAAGAGUGGUAAUUGUGGAUACAAGUAAUGAGAUUGGUGGGGAUGGGGAUGUUCCCCAUGCUGCGAUUGGUGGAGCAAGAAGAAUGCAAGUACCUGAACCAUCAAUGCAGCAUAGGGUGAUGAUUGAAGCAGUUGAAAACCAUAUGCCUGAGGUGGUUAUUGUAGAUGAGAUCGGAACUGAAGCAGAAGCACAAGCUUGUCGAUCAAUUGCAGAAAGGGGUGUUAUGCUUAUUGGCACUGCCCAUGGAGAACGACUUGCAAACAUCAUUAAGAACCCAACCUUAUCUGACUUGAUUGGAGGUGUAGAAACUGUUACUCUUGGAGACGAUGAGGCUCGUGCUCGACGAAGUCAGAAAAGUAUUCUGGAGAGGAAAGCUCCUCCAACAUUCCCUUUCCUUAUCGAGAUGAGGGAGCGACAUUACUGGGUAACACAUCGGACAGAAAGGAGCGUGGAUAUGUUACUGCAUGGCAAGAAGCCGCUGGUUGAGGUCAGGAAAAGGGAUAAUGAGUUUCAGGUUGUAAUUGAAAGAUGGGCAACGUAUGAUGGCGAUGGACUCUGAACAUGAAACCCGCUCAUCAUAAUUGCUUCUAUCAAAGCUCAUACUGUGGUACUUGACGUUUCUGUGGACAAGUGUUAUCUAUACUGCCAAGCCUGUUGUUCUGAGGUGGUACCAUACGUACACACUGAUCCUAAUCCAAAAAGUUUACAAUGUUGUUACCUGGUGAAGUUACUGACGCUGCCCAUUUUGGAAAGUCUGUUUCUGACUUGCAUGGAACCUUACUACAGUGGAUUGCAUGGGUGAACAUUGGACUGACAACUAUCCCAAACUUUGCGCCUGUUCUUUCACUGAAGGCAGCCCAUGAAGCAAUUUUGACAUUUAGUUAUCUUAAGAUAAUGCAGAUAACUUCACACUAAUUGGAUAUAAGGUCCUGCUUAUUUCUGUAUCAGGUACUUUUUAGCGCUCGAAAGUUGAUGUAUCAAUUUGAAUGUAUAUGUUUUUCCUCUAAGAGAAGGAACCUAAUGUAUGUCAUUUCUUCUAAAUUGUAUGAAAUGUGUGCAUAUAGAUAUCCUUAUUGUUCGUAAUA